Protopolystoma xenopodis is the source of this 186-nucleotide messenger RNA. The record is from the annotation of a GenBank genome assembly. Lineage: Eukaryota; Metazoa; Platyhelminthes; Monogenea; Polystomatidea; Polystomatidae.
UCAUUUCUCACUACGCGUUCCUCGAAGGACAACGAAAGCACUCGUAUGAUGAAAACUCAAUUUAUGGCUCUUUGGGAUGGAAUACUCACGAAUCGAUCCAGUCGUAUCCUCUUCAUUGGCGCCACCAACCGACCAGGUGAUCUGGACGAUGCUAUUCUACGUCGCCUUUCCUAUCGUGUGGGUUGA